This is a messenger RNA of Strongylocentrotus purpuratus (purple sea urchin), 1871 nucleotides long. RefSeq names its product dimethylaniline monooxygenase [N-oxide-forming] 5. NCBI's taxonomy places the organism in Eukaryota, Metazoa, Echinodermata, Echinoidea, Camarodonta, Strongylocentrotidae. Bases 224 to 1831 code for a protein of 535 amino acids. Gene Ontology annotation, molecular function: flavin adenine dinucleotide binding; N,N-dimethylaniline monooxygenase activity; NADP binding. The record is from RefSeq and is a predicted model, not a curated record. The transcript is spliced from 9 exons.
UAUACUCUUUGAUGACUCACUAAUAAAUGCCCACUCCACUUUAGUUAGUAAAUGCCCACCCCUUUGUUCUACCCUACCAGCAUAAAUGGACGAACUUGGAGAUCGGUCAGCAUGCAUAAGUGUACAGCAUGUGUCAUUCUACAUUUAGAUUGAGCGCUGAGUACACCAACUGACUUGUUUCUCCUCAUCUUUGAUUAUUUCCAGACUGGCGAGAAAGAAAAAAAUGGAGCCGGUGAAGAGGGUAGCAGUGAUUGGUGCUGGGGUGAGCGGUCUGGUGUCUGUCAAAGCUUGUCUCGAAGAGGGACUCGAACCUGUGUGCUACGAACGGAACGAUGAAAUAGGUGGGAUAUGGGUCUACCGUGAUAAGAAUCCAAACGGUCAGACCGAUGCGGCCAUCUACGAAGGACUGGUGACCAAUUCUAGUAAAGAGAUGAUGUGUUUCAGCGAUUUCCCCUUCCCGCGUGAGUGGGCGCCCUACAUCCAGGGUAAACAACUCAACGAGUAUUACCACGCCUAUGCUAAACAAUUUGAUCUCAACAGACACAUACAUCUUAACACUGAGGUACUGUGUGUCGAGAAGACAAAGGACCACGAUACGACGGGCCGGUGGUCGGUGUUGGUCCGAAACCAGGACGGAACGGAGAGCGAGUCCUUGUUCGAUGCCGUUAUGGUGUGUACGAGUAUCUUCAACAAACCAUUUGUCCCAACCUAUCCGGGAAUGGACGUGUUUCGAGGAGAGACCUGUCACAGCAAAGAUUUCCGAAAAGGCGAAAGAUUUGAAGACAAGACAGUUCUGGCCGUCGGCGGUUCCCAUUCGGCCGGAGACAUGGCUGUCAACUCUAGUCGAUUCGCCAAACAGGUAUACCUCAGCACACGUACGGGUACGUGGUUGGCGAACCGGAUGCAAUCUAACGGCCUGCCACGUGACAUGACCAUCCAUCGUCGUUACAUGACCCAUGUCCCGGUGAACUGGAAGCUGAAGCGAUUCGAGCAGGACAGCGUUCAGAGGGUAGACCCGACACUCAUCGGUAUCAGGAGUUCUAAGCGAUAUGGUACCACCACGGUCAUGAUCAAUGAUGAUCUAGGAACCAUGGUCCUCAGUGGAAAGAUUAAGACAAAGCCUGGAAUUGAUCACUUUACUGAAACGGGGGUUGUAUUCAAAGACGGUUCAACCAUUGAAGAACUGGACGCAGUUGUCUUCGCAACUGGAUUCCAAAUAUGCAACCCUUACAUCAGUCAUGAUAUUGUACCAGAUCGUCUGGAGGAUUUAGAGAUGUUCCACUUUGUGUGGCCUGCCAAAGAGAAGCACCACACCCUGGCAGCCAUUGGAUUCAUCAUGAUCGUUGGCCCACACGCCCCGGCCCUGGAACUGCAGGCCCGAUGGGCUGUACAGGUCUUCAAGAAGAACGUAGGGCUACCACCAAGGGAGGUCAUGAUGAAAGAGAUCACUGGUCGCAAGAUGGGAACGUUCAAGAGGUUCGGCAAACACAAGAUACAGACACUUCCCCUGCCUUACCAAGACAUCAUAGCCGGUUUCAUAGGAGCUAGACCCGACUUAAGGUCUUUGAUCUUUAGCGACCCCUGGCUCGCCUACGAACUCUUCUUCGGACCAGCCUACCCGGCAGGCUACCGCUUGUUUGGCCCCCACACCUGGUCUAAAGCCCGAGAACACAUCGCACGAGGUAUCGACAACGUCGUCUUCCCGACCAAGACGCGCAGCGUCGAGACAGCACAGAGCGCGGGAAGUAUAUUCCGCCUGACGGUGAACGGGUUUCUCAAGACAGCUUUCAUGGCUCUAAUGAUCAUAUUCAUCCUCUCUGUGCUGACCUAAUACCAUCCCAAAGUGGGAUUAUUCCCGCCCCCCCCCCCCA